Polyodon spathula (Mississippi paddlefish) is the source of this 4775-nucleotide messenger RNA. Its product is annotated as retinoblastoma-like protein 1. Bases 85 to 3336 code for a protein of 1083 amino acids. Gene Ontology annotation, cellular component: chromatin; transcription regulator complex; nucleus. Lineage: Eukaryota; Metazoa; Chordata; Actinopteri; Acipenseriformes; Polyodontidae. Gene Ontology annotation, biological process: cell differentiation; regulation of transcription by RNA polymerase II; negative regulation of G1/S transition of mitotic cell cycle. The transcript is spliced from 22 exons. The record is from RefSeq and is a predicted model, not a curated record. Gene Ontology annotation, molecular function: RNA polymerase II transcription regulatory region sequence-specific DNA binding.
GGGAUAUCUUAGGGGGUGCUGGAGGAAUCAACUGGAGCAGCUGAUACGGAUUCAAUAAAAGUCGAAUUAACUGGAAUCAAACCAAUGCGGGGCGCAAAAAGCGAUUCUGAUUCCGGAUCUGGACCCGAGUCUGGAAAGGAUGAGGUGAACCAGGUUCGGAAAAGUUUAGAUGCGCUGUGCCAAGAGUUGAAUAUGGACGAGGAGACCGCGGCUGAAGCCUUGCAAAAUUUCACAGCGAUCUGGGACACAUACACUCUGGAGGGAGAUGUGGUUCACUGGCUGGCCUGCUCGUUGUACACUGCUUGCCGCAGGGGCUCCACUCCUACUGUGGGGAAGGGCAUGAUGGAGGGGAACUUUGUGUCACUGACCAGAAUUCUGCGCUCUUCAAAAUUGAGUUUAAUCCAGUUCUUCAGUAAGAUGAAGAAAUGGGCGGACAUGUCCAGUUUGUCGCAGGAGUUUCGAGAACGAAUUGAGCGCCUGGAGAGAAACUUCGAAGUGUCCACGGUCAUUUUUAAGAAGUUUGAGCCGAUCUUUCUGGACAUGUUUCAAAACCCACAGGAAGAGCCCCCAAAGAUCCCACGGAGCAGAAAGCAGAGACGCCUUCCCUGCCAUAUCAGCGACGUCUUUAAAUUCUGCUGGACCCUGUUUGUGUACACGAAAGGUAACUUCCGCAUGAUCGGUGAUGAUUUGGUGAAUUCGUAUCAUCUUCUGCUUUGCUGCCUGGACUUGGUUUUCGGUAAUGCGUUGCUGUGUCCAAACAGGAAGGAUCUCAUCAAUCCUCAUUUUAAAGGGUUGCCAGCGGAUUACCACGACCCUGACUACACUCUCCCUAAGGAGCCCCCCUGCAUCAUCGAGCGGCUGUGUGAACUGCAUGACGGGCUGGUAGUGGAAGCCAAGGGCAUAAAAGAGCACUACUUUAAACCGUACAUCUGCAAGCUGUUUGAGAGACAGAUUUUAAAAGGGAAUGAUGAGUUUUUCACAGAAAUGUUGGACAUUCCGUAUUUCACAGGCAACAACAAAACGGUCAAUAAGGAGUAUGAAGAGUACGUUCUGACGGUCGGGGAUUUCGACGAGAGGGUGUUUUUGGGAGCUGAUGCUGAUGAGGAAAUCGGAACUCCUCGGAAGUCUGCUCUGGAAUUCCCUGGAGGGAAGCUGUCUGCGAGGAUGCAGGUGGAAUGCAACCUUCAGCAGCAUUUUGAAAAGACACAGUCUUUUGCACCCUCGACUCCAUUGACAGGACGUCGGUACCUGAGAGAGAAGGAGACCAUGGUGACGCCCGUUUCCUCGGCAACACAGAGUGUCAGCCGCUUGCAAAGCAUGGUGCUGGGGCUGAAGAACGCUCCCACUGAGCAGCUGCUGCAGAUCUUCAGUUCUUGCUCCCGGAACCCCAGCGAAACCAUUUUAAACAGAGUCAAGAGCCUGGGAGAGACUUUCCGUCGACACUAUACGAGAGACACAGACGAGCAGCCCGGCUCUCAUAUGGACUUUGCUGACAACAGAUUGAAGCUAGCCGAGAUCCUUUAUUAUAAAAUUCUUGAGAACGUCAUGGCGCAGGAAACGCGAAGGCUGCACGGAAAAGACAUGGCAGUGUUGCUGGAACAGGAUAUAUUUCACCGCUCUCUGAUGGCUUGCUGCCUGGAAGUUGUCCUUUUUGCAUACAGCUCUCAGCGCACUUUCCCCUGGAUCAUUAAUGUCUUCAAGCUCAGGCCUUUCUACUUCUAUAAGGUUAUAGAGGUUGUGAUCCGAUCUGAGGAGGGGCUGUCCCGGGACAUGGUGAAGCAUCUGAACAGCAUCGAGGAGCAGAUCCUGGAGAGCCGUGCCUGGAGUCAGGACUCUGCUCUGUGGGAGUGUCUGAGAGUGGUGCAGAACAAAGUGCCUACCUGUGAGGAGGUGACCUUUCCUAGCAAUUUUGAAAGUGGAAACGGCAGCGGGGGUCUGUCUCACCUGCCCAUGGCGCCCCUUUCUCCAGUCAUUCAUCCUCGUCUUAAAGAAGUGCGGACCGACCUGAGCGGGAGCGCGAGACGAGAUGUCCCGCCUUCACCCAUUUCGGUGCACGAUCGCUACAGUUCUCCAAUGGCUGGCAGUGCCAAGAGGCGUCUGUUUGGAGAGGACCCCUCCUCGGGAUUCCCGGUGAGCAAGAUCUCCUUCUCUCAGGGGGGGGCGCUGAAGAUCAUCCACACCCCCUCCUCCCCCAGAGACGCUGCCCCUCUGCCCCCUGGGUGCACGCUGGUCACUAUGGCAACAGCUACGGUAACCACGACAAAUGGGCAGAAGGUCAUGAUACCUGUGAAAGGAGUGGCGAAUGAGACUGGGGGCAUCACCUUCAUACCCAUGGGGGUGAACGCUGCUGACCAGCAGAAGGGUGUUGACAGCAGCAGCCCGACCCCGCUCUCUGCUCAAGCACUGCACGGCGCAUCUCCGACACGCUCUCGAGGGGCCGCAGCGCAAGAGGCUCAGCCAGCGUCCAGCAAGCCCAAAAAGACUGGCUCUCUGGCACUGUUCUUCAGAAAGGUUUAUCACUUGGCGAGUGUGCGGCUGCGGGACCUGUGUCUGAAGCUGGAUAUUUCUGCAGAGUUAAGGAGGAAGAUCUGGACCUGUUUUGAGUUUUCCCUCGUCCACUGCACUGACCUAAUGAAGGACAGACACUUGGACCAGUUACUGCUGUGUGCCGUCUACAUACUGGCAAAGGUCACAAAAGAAGACCGAUCGUUCCAGGAUAUAAUGAAAUGUUACCGGAGUCAGCCACAGGCCACCAGUCACGUGUAUAGGAGCGUUCUGCUGAAGAAAGCAGCCAGACCGCCACAGCCUGAUGCCAACAAUGCUGAGGGGCAUGAAGAGAGGAUGGAUUGUGAAGUUAAAAGUAAAGAAGGUUCCCCGACAGACAAUUGCAUUGAUCCAGGAGAUGACAGAGGCGACCUCAUCCAAUUCUACAAUUCAGUAUACAUACUGCGAAUGAAAUCGUUUGCAAUGAAGUAUGCCAUCACUAAUCUGGACCAUAGGAUGGAGGCACCCCCCUUGUCUCCGUUCCCAUCUGUUAAAUCCCUUCCACUCUCUCCACGCCGUAUAUCACAGAGACACUCUAUCUAUGUGUCUCCACACAAGAAUGGGUCCUGCCUCACUCCAGUCUCUGCCAUGACCUAUAAGUUUAAUGGCAGCCCUUCUAAGGAUCUUCGAGAUAUCAACAACAUGAUCAAGCAGGGAGAGAGGAUGAGCAAGAAGCGAGCUUUUACUAUGGACAGCGACUCUGACUCGCCAGCCAAACGGCUGUGUCAGGAAAGCGACGAUGUCCUGCUGAAGCGGCUGCAGGAUGUUGUGAGCGAGAGGGCCAAUCACUGAAGCCGGCUGUCCAGUUCUGUGUUGCAGCUCAAGGGUCACGGUGAUCCAGAUGGAGUUGAUUAUCUGAAGAAACAAACCAGGACUUGCUCCCCUGAAUCAUGGGAAACCAAGCAGCAUCAGUUGUGGAAGGCCCAGUGUCUUGUCAUUGCUGCCUCAUGCAUGUGAAAUACAGUAGAACUCUGUAGAUGGUUUCAGGCAGCACAUCACGUUGGAUAAUGAGCUCUGCUGAAGUGGAAACUUGCCGAAGUUAAAGGAUAGCCUGAACCCUCUUUUUGAAUCCAUGCUUUUUGUACAUUACUUGCAUUGGGUGUCAUACACCCAAAAACAACAGAGCAAGCCGUUUUACAAAUCCUGUAAUAUUUUUUUUUUAAUUGAAAUACUUGGCUAGAACUAUAUUUUUAUGUAUAGUUGUUUCUAACCUCCUCCCCUUUCUCAGAUACUCAGACCCUGUUCGUUUUGUAUAUGGUACAGUCGUUCAUCUUUCUAGUGGCUGGUAUGCUGAAACCAGAGUAUUAAAAAGUACAGCUCUGUUAGGAAGCCAGUGUCCCACUGCUGUGUACUGGGGUUUGCAAAAGCAUGCACGCAGUAUUCUGUAAGGAUCCCCUGUGGUGUAUGGGGUGCUAUCUGUGCAGCUGUCCCAGAGACAAGUACAGUGUUGUGUUUCAAAGCUGUUUUGUUCUUGCCGUUGAAAUGAGAGAUGGUGCUGUUAAACGUGUAGUAUCUACACAUGUGAUUUAACUGAAAUAUGUUUUAUCUUCUGCGAUUUUAGUAAAUGCUUUGAUCUACAACAUUUUUUUUUAAUGUCUUGAUGUUUGAGAGACACAAGGAUGUUGCCGUGUCCUCUUGCCCUUUGCCAUCGUCCAUUGCAUUUUAAUGGAAUACUCGUUGCAGUGCCUACAGAGGUAUGGGCCAGAAACAUUGCAACCCUUGUGUAUUCAUCAGCCAGCUUGCUUUAUGGUUACAGCCUAGCAUUUGCUAUAGUGAGCGAAGUAGCUCUCUUUCUCUGAAAAUCACCUUUGCAACACAGCAAUGCUGACUGUAAAAUGAAAAAUGGCGUGCUUUGCGGUUUGCAAGUCAAACUGAAUCAGUCGUGCAAGGUCUCGGGGGCAUUUUGUAUUACAGAGCCCUUUCUUGUAACAAGCUGGAGGGCAAAGGUUUUUAUUUGAGUUGUGUUCAGAUGGUGCUGUUUGGACUCGAGCACAUUCACACUUAGUGACAUUAUGAACCACGGAAGACUGAAUCAGAGGGGAGGUUUGAAAUAAGGUUUGUUAUUGGCUCGGUGAACUAGGCCUUCCAUGGUUCAGAUUCCUCUUUACCCACAUUAGACGAGUGACAGUGUACAGUCUACCAGUGCCUUGAAAUGUAUAUUACUCAAGUUUCUUUGUAACAUUCAAAUUGCCUUUUUUGUUUUUGUUAAAUUAAAUCAAGUCUACCCAAAA